Messenger RNA from Onychostoma macrolepis, 7955 nucleotides. Its product is annotated as piezo-type mechanosensitive ion channel component 2. The record is from RefSeq and is a predicted model, not a curated record. Lineage: Eukaryota; Metazoa; Chordata; Actinopteri; Cypriniformes; Cyprinidae.
AGGAUCGGGAGCGGACACCGCCGCUUCGGGAAUUUCGUGAGGACCGCGAGCGGCCACCGCCACUUCGGGAACCUUGCGUGCGGACACCGCUGCUCCCUGACGGAUUCAAAUGCAUGCCCAAUGAGUGUUAGGACAAAGAAGAGUCCGAUAUGGAUGAAGGACUAUGUAGCCAAGCAGCAAUAUCACUGAGGUACAAUGGGCUAUCAAUUGUGUAUCUUCUGUUCCUUCUGUCCGUACCACUGUUUCCUACUCCAAACCUGGCUACCAUGAAGGGGAAAACAGGAAGGUUUAUUCGUGCCAUUUGCUCCACUGGUGUAACAUUUCUGGCAUUGCAGUGUGGAAUGCAAAUCACCUUCACAUAUAUUCUCAAAGAUGGGAUUGGGCCAUGGGACAACAUUUUCUUUCACCUUGGCAUUGUCAGGUUUAGUGAUGUGGACACACUUAACAUAAUACGUCUACUAAUGCCAGAUAUCGCUGUCUUCCUGUCUACACUGUUCAUCCUUCACUGGUGUAAAGCCAAGGAGCCACAUCAUACCGAAGACUGCAGGCACCUCUACAACAGUGAGGGUUCAGAUAGAGAGAUUUCUGACUCAGAAUGUGAAGAGGAGAGUAGAACAUCUGAGGGUUCCUCCUUGGGCUCCUCUGUAAAGAGCCAUACCUCUCCUCUCACCUCUCCUGACUUUCUGCAAAAAUUGAUCAUAUUUCUGAACAGUCUGAGACUUCUCAUGUCUUCUGUAAUGAACACUGCUGGAAAAGUCUUGGUGACUGUUCUGUUGGGGUUGGCAGGUAUAAUGUUUCCCUCGCUGACAUCAGCACUGUAUUUCAUGGUGUUUCUUGGCCUUGUAUGGUGCUGGGUGUUAGACUACACCAUCUCUCUGCUGCACUUCAGCUCUUUGUGUGUAAUGAUGACCAUCUUCAGUGGAGGACACAUCCUUAUCCUCUACCUCUACCAGCUGCCUCUCAUCCAACAGCUUAUUCCUCCUGAGGAUGACUUUGCCAGAUUGUUUGGUUUGACAGCGAUCAUCCAGACCAACAUGUCAGAACCAUAUAUCCUGGCCCUGCAUGAAGAUGGUAGUUGGCCUGCAAUGGUUAACCCACUGGUGCUGCUACUGCUGUAUUUUUCAGUCAUGAGUUUACUACACAAGUGGACUCAGUCUUCUAAGGAGGCCAUGAUGUUGGUAUGGAAGAGGACAUGGCAAAACCAUGAAGGUUCUGGAGUGAAUUCCCUGAUUAUGGAGGAUGACAACCCAAAUUGCUUUGCUUUUUCUCCAUACACACAGAAUAUAUCUUAUUUUACAUCAAAAGAAUAUACUGUAAAGAAGGAAAACUGUGGUGGAGGGAAUGAAAUAUUGAAUGAUGUGGAUUCUCUAUCAUCCACAGAUGCACCAGGACCCACUGCAUUAAACCAGCUUGGACAGUUCAUAAUGAAACAGAGCUAUUUCAUUGCUCUUAUCAUCACAAUGGUAUGGAGCAUCAGCUAUAACUCAUGGCUUACAUUUGUGUUACUGGUGUGGUCAUGUGUAAUCUGGAUGUUGAAGGAUCGGCAACGGUUCGCCAUGCUAAGUGCUCCAAUCCUUGCUGCCUAUGGGACAUUGCUGCUAGUGGUUACAUUCAUUAGUCAACUCCAUCUUAACCAUAUUGACAUUUUCCCUACUUUAUCAAAGCAUGUCUUGAUUGACUUUGAUUUCUAUGGUUAUCCAGUGCCCUGUGUUCACCUUGCUGCAAAGGUUUCUUACACGUUUAGUUUCUGGAUUUUACUUAGACAAAAGCUGAAAGAAAAAAAUGAAGAGGAGCUGCAGACAGCAGAUCAUUUAAUGGAAGUCAAAGUACAUUCAUGUGACAUCAUAUAUACCUCUCAAAUGAUGAUUAUGUUGGGAGCAUUAGUUAAAGGCAUUUUGGUGAAGUACUGGAUCUUCUGCUGCUGCUUCAUGUUCUUCUUUGUCAGUUUCUCUGACAAAGUAGCAGUCUACAAAAUCCUCUAUAUCUGCUUAUUCCUCUUCUGUGUGGUUCUUUAUGAGGUACAUUAUGAAGUAUGGAGGACUGUAUUGAAGCAUUUCUGGGCAGUAGUGGUUGGAUACUCUAUGCUAGUAUUGAUCCUGAUCUACGUGUACCAGUUUAAAAGUGUCUGUAACCUGUUCCAAGAGAUAUUAGGCAUACCAGAGGAGAGGUUGCGAGACAUUGGGCUUGAACAGUUUGACACCAUUGAACUAUUUGCACGAAUCUUACUGCCAGCCUUCUUCCUUCUGGCCUGCAUUCUUCAGCUGCAUUAUUUCAACAGUGAUUUCCUCUCUCUAACUGAUCUUCAGACAGUAGUGACAAGGAACAGAAUUGACAGAGAAGAAGACCUGAAGGAAACACUGAAGGGGAUUUUUGAUAUGAUGAAGAAAAACACUGAGAAACUGAAAAAAUGGUUGACGGAAAGGCAGAUCUAUGGAAAGUGUGGUGAUCAAAUAAAUAUUUCGUCUUCCUCCUUGGACGAACAUCAUGAAAUAGAAUUAGAAGAUGAUGUGCCUGUAGUGAACCAGUGGUUGGUGGUGAUGGAAAGGGUGCAUGAGUUGAUCCUGCAAGCUGUUUUGUGGUUAUGGAGAGGUCAGGAGCUGUGCUGGAGAAUACUGGAGCUCCACAGCUUCAAACUAGUCUCUACAGCCAUCAUCUGGGUAUGCGUGAAGGAGGUAUCACUGAUGAACCUGUUGUUUUUGGUGCUGUGGACAUUUUCUCUGCCAUACUCGAGACUGCGGCCUUUGGCUUUCAAUAUGUCUUCUCUUUGGGCCUGUGUGAUUGUUGUGUGUAAAAUGAUGUACCAGCUCAAAAUGAUUAAACCAUCUGAGUAUUCUUCAAACUGCACUGCUGGCCUGUCAUCUAAUGAGAGUUGGACCAGUGAAAACAAAGCAGAGCUAUUGAGGAAUUCAGUUCUGUAUUUGGCACCAGUAGAUCCAGCAGUGUGGAUUGGUGGACUGAGGAAGUGUGAGGAUCGCAUCCUGCCCUGUCUUUGGAAUCACCUGUUAAUUUUAGGGCUCCUUGUGUUUGAUGUGACUGUCCAUCGGCACCAGCUCCAUCACCGUCUUCAAAAUGGCCUUAAAGCAACACACAGCAGCACCAUAUUUCAGGGUGUGACACACCAGUAUCUAGACCACGGCAUUAUGCCCUCCCUCAAAUAUUUUGCUAACUAUUUCUUCUACAAGUUUGGGUUGGAGGUGUGUUUUGUGGUAGCAGUAAAUGUCAUUGGCCAGCGGAUGGAUGUCUGUGCACUUCUUCACUCUUUUGCUCUAAUGGCUGUUCUGGCACGACGUCGUAGAAAGGCCAUAGGAGAAGUGUGGCCAAAAUACUGCUGCUUCAUUGCAAGUUUCAUGGUUCUGCAAUACCUGCUCUGCAUUGGCCUACCACCAGCGCUCUGCAUUGAUUAUCCCUGGAGGAAGUCAUCUGUGGCUCUGAGCUCUAAUCUGAUAAAGUGGCUGUAUCUUCCAGACUACGGCAUGAUUCCCAACGCCAACUUCAUUCUCUAUGACUGCCUGCUGUUGCUGGUAGCAUCUCUGCAGUGGCAGGUCUUUGAGGAAGAAAAUCAGGCUAGUGUGAGACUCCUGGCGGGAGAGAAUGUGGAGAUCAGCCGAAAUCUGGAUCCACAAACACUCAACCAGUACACUGCUGUCAACAACUUUCUUCAUUGCCGAUCAUAUCUGGACAUGUUGAAGCUGUUUGCGUUCAGUUACUUUUUCUGGCUGGUGUUAUGUCUCAUCUUUAUCACUGGAACCACAAGAAUUAAUAUCUUUUGUCUGGGUUAUCUGGUAGCCUGUUUCUAUUUCAUGCUGUUUGGAGCGUUACUGCUGCAGCCAGUGCAAUAUGUGCUCAGACUUUGGGACGGUCUCAUAGCUUACACCUGUGUGGUCAUCAGCCUCAAGAACAUGCUCUCACUUGGCUCUUGUGUUUAUCUGGAGAGUCUACAGAAGCACGGCUGUUGGCUCAUUCAAGCUUUUAGCAUGUUCUGCACCAUCAAUGGCUACAAUUUACCCAAGCCUGACAAUCAGUGUGAAUUGCCAGAGGGUGAAGCUGGUAUCGUCUGGGAUGCGAUUUGUUUCACUGUCCUGUUGGCUCAGAGGAGAGUCUUCCUCAGCUACUACUUCCUCUAUGUUGUUUCUGACCUUCAGACUUCUAAGGUCCUUGCUUCAAGAGGUGCAGAGUUAUUUGAAGCCAAAGUGAAGAAACAGGUGGCAGCAAGAUUAGAAAUGGAGAAAAAAUCUGUGGAGAUACUGAAGAAACAAAUGGAGAAAAUCAAGUCAAAAGAGAAGAAUGCUCCUUAUCAACAUGUUACAUCUACUGCUCAUGCUGAAUCCUCAUAUUGCCCAAAGCGAAAUGAUGGAGACUGUGGCUAUGAUCUGUUUGAAACUGACAGUGAGGAGGAGGAAGAGGAGGUAAAGGACAGGACAGAGAACAAUAUUUUUCCUAAGAAGAAAACUGCUUUUCAGUUGGCCUAUGAGGCUUGGGUGGCAGGCUACAAGGCAGCGCUGAGAGACCAUGAAUGUCAAGAGAAAGAAGAGCAAAUGAAAGUCAAAAGACAGUUGCACAGACAAGAGGGCAUGGAGAAAGAGGAGUCUGGUGAGGAUCAGCAGGAGUUCAGUCAAAAAGAAGAGGAAGAAAAAGAGCACAUACUUAAGCGAACACAUGAUACUGUGAAAUUCUUCUGGGUUUUUCUAAUCUGUCUUACUGAGGAUGUGAUAUCUGGUCUGAAGUCACACUGUAAAGACAGCUUGGAUAUCUCUAAAGUGCUUCGCUUUGAGAAAACUCUACUGAGCAUACAACAAAACAAGGGCAGGGAUGUCUCUCAUGACAGUAUUCAUCAAUUCUACAAACACUGGCUCUCCAGACAAGAUACAGAGGCAUCACUGGACACAGCCAAAGAGGAUCUCCAAGAAAUAACAACCUCACAUCCAGCCAUGAGCAGCUACCAAUGUGGCUAUGUCAAACUCAACAGUGUCCACUCAUGGGGCAGCAGUCUUUCCAGCUGCCAGACUGAUGACACUUUUCUAAUAACACGACAGUCAACUCAAGAUGACUUAGAUGCCUUGGACCUUACAGAACUUGAUGCUGCCCAGUUCUGCCAAAAGAGAGAUGUCCUGACAGAUUUCUUGAAAGAGGGAUGCACAAAUGAAGAAAAUACACCAAUCUUUGUGCUGCCAGAAUUUCCAGGAAUUAAUCAUCUGCACAACACAAACAAUGAGGAGUUUCAAGAGUCCAGAAUGCUCAGUAAAGAGACCAGAGCACUUACUGCCAGUGAACUGCUGCUUAACAAAAUAUUUGAUAUUCCGGAGAUUGAGGAAUCUGAGAUAUUCUACUCUUCAUUACCUUGUGCUGUGCGUCUCAUCUUUGCUCUCUACAAUUUGAUGGAGUCUCAGUCAGAGAUGUUCUGUUACUUUGUGAUUAUCUUAAAUCACAUGGUGUCUGCCUCUCUACUAACACUCUUCCUGCCCAUCCUCAUCUUCCUGUGGGCUAUGUUGUCAGUGCCACGGCCAACCAAGCGCUUCUGGAUGACAGCUAUUAUCUACACACAGCUCACAGUUGUGGUAAAGUACUUUUCCCAGUUUGGCUUCUUUCCAUGGACUACAUCAGCAUAUCGUGGCAUUAAUGCAGAGCGUGCAUUUGCAGUACCCAACAUAGUCGGAAUUGAGAAGAAAGAUGGCUACGUACUGCUCGACCUCAUCCAAUUAAUUGCUUUGUUCUUCCAUCGCUCUAUUCUUAAGUGUCAUGGUUUGUGGGAUAACAAGGAGGUGGAGAUGCCAGACUUUUUUAAGAAACUAAAGCGAAAAACAGAGAAAAACAAGAUGGCUGGAGGAUCAAGACAACGAGAAGAAAACACAAGAAGACAAAUGCCCUUCUUUCCUUCAUACGCGUCACACACUUCUUUCCUUCAGAGACAAAGAGCAGAGAGCCCAGAGAGACAGGCAGAUUCAAACCAAAACAUGAAAAAACAUUCACAGAAGAAGCAACAGUGGAAUGUAGCUCUAAGCAGGAAGGAGCGAAUAAAACAGUACAUGAAUGGCCGAAUGCUGGAAGCCAAAGCUGCAGUCAUAGAGCUUGCUCUACACAUAUAUUUACCCAUAAGGCAAUUCUUCUACGACAUCAUCCACCCUGAGUACAGCCCUGUGUGUGAUGUGUAUGCGCUGAUGUUUCUGGUAGAUGUGGUGAACUUCAUCAUUAUUAUAUUUGGAUACUGGGCCUUUGGAAAGCACAGUGCAGCUGCUGAUAUAACAGAGUCACUGUCAGAAGACCAGGUUCCUGAAGCUUUUCUCGUCAUGCUCCUCAUCCAGUUCAGUACCAUGAUUGUGGACCGAGCACUCUAUCUUCGUAAAACUCUUCUUGGGAAGUGUAUUUUCCAGGUAGUGCUUGUGUUUGGGAUCCACUUCUGGAUGUUCUUCAUACUGCCUGGUAUCACAGAGAGGAGAUUCAACAGGAAUCAAGUUGCUCAACUCUGGUACUUUGUAAAGUGCAUUUAUUUUGGUCUCUCAGCAUACCAGAUCAAAUGUGGAUACCCGAACCGUGUUCUUGGAAAUUUUCUUACCAAGAACCACAACUACUUCAACCUCUUCCUCUUUCAGGGGUUCAGGUUAGUUCCAUUCCUGACUGAGUUGAGGGCAGUGAUGGACUGGGUGUGGACAGACACAGCUCUUAGCCUGUCCAACUGGAUCUGUGUGGAGGACAUCUAUGCCAACAUCUUUAUUCUCAAAUGCUGGAGAGAAGCGGAAAAGAAAUACCCUCACCGACGUGGACAGAGGAAGAAGAAGGUGGUGAAAUACACAAUGGGUGGCUUCAUUAUUUUCGCUCUUAUCUGCAUCAUCUGGUUCCCUCUUCUCUUUAUGUCUUUGGUUAAAUCUGUGGCAGGAGUAACCAAUCAACCUCUAGAUGUGUCCAUCCAGUUGAGCAUAUUUGGAUAUGAGCCAUUGUUUAGCAUGAGUGCUCAGGAGCACAAUCUGAUCCCAUACUCUCAAUCGGCCUUUCAGAAGAUGAGCAAUCACUUUGCUACUUACCCGUCAGCGAUGCAGUUUAUUGUGAACUAUCUGGCAGAGGACAUAGUGAUGGCAAAGAUCAAAAGUGAUGCCAGUCGACUUUGGAACGUCAGUCCUGCCAGCCGAGAUACCAUGAUCUAUGAACUCAGCAAUUCAACACACUUCUACAUCACACUGCGCUGGACUUUACUACGAAAUGCAUCUUUGGUGAUGAAUGCAGUGACGACUGGUGAACACACAGUGAAGUAUGAAGAUAGCGUACUGAGAGAGGAACUGGUGUCUAUGCUCAGAGGAACACGCAGCCAUCCAGUGUAAGUGUUUCUUAAACAUUAAAUAUGGAUGCUUUCAACAUCUGUUUUUUUUUUUUUUGCCACUUCUCAUUCCAUCUGUUUUCUGAUGAUUGUCAGGCUACUGGUAAAUCUGCUGCCAAAAUAUAUUAGAGGAACUUCUGGGCCUAAUGCUAAAGUGGCACAUCGACUUCAAGUGGAAUUUACAGCACAUCCAUCAAAUCUCCACCUACAGUUCUUCCGUCCUCUGUCCAUCAAACUGCAGCGGGGAAAUGGGAGCUCUGCAGAGACGGGGCCGCAGUGGUGGGUGGUGGAAGAGUGUUUUCCUGGGCCUCUAGUCAGCAGAUGCCAGAGUAUUGAGAUGGUGGUGUUCAAUGAUAAAGUCAGCCCUUCCAGUGUGGGCUUCCUGGCUGGAUAUGGCAUUGUGGGUCUGUACAUGUCUGUGGUGCUGGUCAUUGGGAAGUUUGUGCGGGAGUUCUUCACAGGCAUAUCUCGAUCCAUCAUGUAUGAGGAGCUGCCAUGCGUGGACCGUGUACUAAAACUGUGCAAUGAUAUCUUUAUUGUGCGAGAGACGGGGGAGAUGGAGAUGGAGGAGCAACUGUUUGAGAAGCUCAUCUUUCUGUACCGCUCACCCGAGACCAUGAUCAAAAUGACCCACAAAAAGAAUGAGUAA